This is a messenger RNA of Hemibagrus wyckioides, 4692 nucleotides long. It is a transcript of the gene nck1b, whose product is annotated as NCK adaptor protein 1b. Gene Ontology annotation, molecular function: ephrin receptor binding. The coding region runs from base 323 to 1468 and encodes 381 amino acids. The record is from RefSeq and is a predicted model, not a curated record. Gene Ontology annotation, biological process: negative regulation of endoplasmic reticulum stress-induced eIF2 alpha phosphorylation; negative regulation of PERK-mediated unfolded protein response; positive regulation of translation in response to endoplasmic reticulum stress. The transcript is spliced from 5 exons. NCBI's taxonomy places the organism in Eukaryota, Metazoa, Chordata, Actinopteri, Siluriformes, Bagridae.
UCUGUCUGUGUGUGAGAAAGAGAGAGUAUAUGAGUCACUUGGUAGAAACUAUUAAAAGAAGAGGAGCAGCAGAACUUGUGUGUACACGCGAACUUGUGUGUGUGAGAAAGAGACAGAGUGAGCAGAGUGGUAGAGUCCUAAAGAGGAGUUGUAGAGUGUCAAGUAGUAGCAUGUGUAAGAGAGAUAAUGUCACAAGAUGACCUCUGACCCUCGGCCGGAGCCUCGGUCGGGAUGCUGAGCUUCUUAGAUAAGGUGUCCGUUAAGACGUUUCAUUUUUGGAGUGGACAGCUUUGAUGCAGAACGGUGCUGAAGACAGUCCAAGAUGACGGAAGAGGUGAUCGUUAUUGCCAAGUUCGAUUACAUGGCCCAGCAGGACCAGGAGCUGGACAUCAAGAAGAACGAGCGCCUCUGGCUGCUGGAUGACUCAAAGUCGUGGUGGCGCGUCCGCAACGCUACCAACAAAACCGGUUUCGUCCCGUCCAACUACGUGGAGCGGAAAAACAGCGCCCGGAAAGGCUCGAUCGUCAAGAACCUCAAAGACACUCUAGGGAUCGGGAAGGUGAAGCGGAAAACAGGAAUGAGGGAUACGGCAUCAAAUGCGGAGGCGGACUUUUACCCGGACAACGGAGAGCGGCUGUACGACCUGAACCUGCCGGCGCUGGUGAAGUUUAACUACACUGCCGAACGGGAAGAUGAGCUGUCUCUGGUCAAGGGCACCAGGGUCAUCGUCAUGGAGAAGUGCAGCGAUGGCUGGUGGAGAGGCAGCUACAACGGGCGCUCUGGAUGGUUCCCCUCCAACUACGUGACAGAAGACGCGGAUGGCUCGGCCAGCAACGACAUGAUGGGCUUGUCGGAGAAACUGGCUGCCGUGGUACACAGCGCAAAUGGCAAUAGGGUGCUCCAUACGGUUCAGGCUCUGUAUCCGUUCAGCUCAAGUAACGACGAGGAGCUGAACUUUGAGAAAGGGGAAGUGAUGGACGUCCUGGAGAAGCCGGAAAAUGACCCGGAAUGGUGGAAGUGUCGCAAAGCCGACAGCCAGGUCGGUCUUGUGCCCAAGAACUACGUCACCAUCCUGCAGGAGUCGCAGAACUCUGGGAGCAUGGCUGGACCCCCUACGCCCGACUUCGACUACAUCGAGCCUUCUGGAAGUGGGCGCUUCGCGGGGAAGGAGUGGUACUACGGCAAAGUAACCCGGCACCAGGCAGAGGUGGCGCUCAACCAGAGAGGCACAGAGGGAGACUUCCUCAUCAGAGACAGCGAGUCCUCGCCCAACGAUUUCUCCAUAUCACUGAAGGCCCAGACCAAAAACAAGCAUUUCAAAGUGCAGCUGAAGGACAACCUGUACUGCAUCGGACAACGCAAGUUCAGCUCCAUGGAGGAGCUGGUGGAACACUACAAAAAGGCACCGAUCUUCACCAGUGAGCAGGGCGACAAACUGUACCUGAUCAAGGCCCUGGCUGCCUCCUGAUCCGGAUCGUUACCCGCAUCGGAAAUCCAGAGCCACGUGGCAGGACUGAAAGACUUGGAAAAUGGAGCAUUCCAACAGAGGAGAGGAGCGGAAAAGGGGUGGGGGAGCGACGGACGCUUUUGGACUCCCGUGCUCAUGCUCAGAGACGGCUUCAUGGUUGGACGUGUAUCAAAAAUACAAUUAUGUUUAGGGCCUAGGUGAUGUAUUUUACUGUUAACAUGUAUUAGAAUUACAACUUAGGUUUUCUCUUCUUAAUAUAUAUCCUUUUUUUUUCCGACAGCUUCUUUCGGUAAUUGUGUCGUUGGAUUACUACUCAUCGUUGUCAUCCAUUUGUUGAAUUUCAGAAAACAGAUCACACAUUUCCACGGUUUUACACAUCGCCCUCUUUUCAAAUCUCUCGAAUAACGCAACAUAAGCUGAUGAAAUGUGCUAUGAUUAUAGGCAUCUGACAUUUCUGUGGUAUGAAAAUGGUCGACCAAAACAAGGUUUAGGUGAUGUCUAGCUCAGUGUUUACAAAGAAUAUCAGAAGAAACUGCAGCUUGCAGCUUAACAGGAUGUAGCGGCUGUAUUCUUCCUGUCCUCUCGGGGACAGGAAACUGUUCUAUAUUUGAUCCCUUUUCGAGUGACUGAUGUUUCCUGAGCAUGCCAGAGCAGUAAGAGUCGUGUGCUGGGAUGCAGUCGGCCUGAACCGGACUCCUGAUCUUGAUUUCUUACAAUUAUUACAUUCAAAGUGUCUGCAGUUAUUUUUGUUUGUUGCAACAUUUUUUUUUUCCACUUGUGGCUUUACAUCUGUGUGUUGUGUGUACGUUCGUCCCAUCACGAAGUGUCUACCACAAAGUGUCUUCUCUGUCGAGCAUCACGAAGCUAGAUUGACUCUUACACCUUGCAUCAAUAUGCGACUCGCAUCUGGAUAACGGAAGAUCUGAUCUCACACUCCGCGUUGUCUGCGUGCUGUACGCAUUGGGUCUCGUUGCUCCAGCGCAGAUCCAUGAUCUACAUGGAAAUUGUCCAAUUUCCAGAUAGUGUGGUGUUACGCCUUAACGCCUGGCCCAACUGCAAUCCUUUUGUUACAUUUUUAUAAAAGAUUUUGAUGAUGUCAUAUCUCCAGUAUCUGCCUUCUAGCUAAUGAAACUCUGAUCAGGAGAUUUUCCGCCAGAUCUGACGACAUUCUGAUCGUUUUCCUAUCCGAUGACGAUCGCUGUUAAUGCAAGGUGUCAGGGCUAGGAGUUCUUCACUCAGCCCUGAAGGCUUCAUGGGAGUUUCAGGAUUCAUCUUGCCAUCAUAAACGAGGCUGCUGUCGUUCUCGCACUUGGCGAACCAGGUGUUUUACGUGUGCUGUAAUUGUUGUAGGUUUUGCUUCACCAGGUGUGUGCACGAGUCCCCCGGAUCACGUUUGUCACGUCUGUUGUUUACACAAGGUUGUACGUUAAACGGGCCGCCGAUGUUCAGAGCAACCGGAUGUCGAGCAUAUCAAACUGACACGUGGUGCAUAUAGUUCUUGUUGUUGUUGUCGUGUUUUUAGCGGUUUGGUGAACUGUUCGAGUCGAGGAUGCUUUAAGAUGUUAUGGGAAUUGAUGUUUAAAACCACAGCGAUUUUAAGAGGAUGUUGUUCAGUAACGAGAUCAGGGGUUGAUGGCAUCGGAGCUCAUGAGGCCUUCUUCCUGGGGAACAUCAGCACUCGCUGAUUACUUCCCCAGCUGUGCGGAGUUGGAUCAGGGAAGCAGUGAGAAAUGGGGGAUUUUUCAUGCAGCAAAUGGAAAAAGCGCUCACAUCGACGAGCAGAGAUCCGAGUCAGGGGUGAACACCAGGUUCACUGUGAAAUUUGAUCCAAAAAAGGCCUGGGGCCUAAAGGUUGGGAAAGAAGCAGAUGGUGUGCAAGUGAUCGUGUCUUUUUGGCUUGUUUUUGGUCUUCUGUGUUUGUCACUUUGUUAUUUAAAAGAGAAAUACAGAAAAGGAAAAAAAAAGUGCCUUCAUUAACUGCUAACCAAAAAGGUUUAGCGUUCCUCCGAGUCCUAGCGUCUGUCCUUUCUCGCAGCUAACCACGCCUUCUGUUAUUUGAGUAUUGCUUUGCAUGUGCGUAAUCUGUCCCCGAUGGGAUUAUUCUUUUUUUAUUUUUCUCCUGCAUCCGACUUCCCUGUUGUUCGUUGGACAAUUUAUUAUUUUUUGUGAGAUACGUAUCUGAACAUGGCUCGUUCACUCAUUUGCAUGGUAUGAAGUGACCUUAUUUUACAGCUCCAUCACUCACCAUGAAUCUUCUUCACCUUCAGUUGCUCGGAUUCGAGACAGCGUCGAUGUACAGUUUAAUUUAUAAAUAAAUCGGGAGUGUUAGUCUUUGUUUUUUCCUCUCUCUUUUAAAUAAAAAUAAAUCUACUAACGUGCAAGUUAACUCUCAGAGAUAAGAGACGGAGCCUCGCAGGGUAAAGGCACAUGCCCCUUUUCAUCUCAUAUCCCUGAGUGAUUCGAGCGAUUCAGGACAAAGUCUUGGUGAUGUUUUACUGAUUUGCCUGCUAGCACAUGGAGCGAAAUGUGAGAGUUGUGAUAAGCCUGUCGAUCCAGAUCUACUUCCUUUACAGCUCAUUUAUCUCUCUUCACACAGUGUAGGUCCGGAUCAAAUUCUGGCUCUUGUAAACGAAAUACAAAUUCACUUAGGAGCUAGUUUUCUUUUCUUUUCUUUUCAGUUUUUUUUCCAGUGCAAAAUGUGAUGUUUUGUUUUACUAAAUUAUCCUAAACCACAUUUCUAUUUAAUCUCAGACAGUCCCCUUUACAGCUUUUAACACCGAUGACCGGACAGACGCAAAUAAAAAUCAAAAACCCUGAACUCCCAAUGUCGAGAGCCGGUCUGUUCGAGGAGGUGAAAGAGAGAGAGAGAGACGAUGCUGUGAAAAAUAAUUGUACUUAUAUGCUCACUAUCUACGUGGACUCAUCUUCAUAUCUAAUAGAAGUUUAUUAGACUGUGCAAAGGAAGUAAUAAAGUACAUAAACCAAAUGAUUUCGCGUCAUGUGUUUAAAGAAAGAGAGAGUGAGUGAGUGAGAGAGGCUCCAACAUCGCUCCGCAUCUCUCUGUCAAAGCAAUCCAGAUUAUUAUUAUUGUCUGUUUUUUGAUGCAGGAUAAAUCAUAAAUCACUGUAAAUGUGCUAAUGGGGGAAAAAAUAAACAAAAUGCUCGUUUCGUUCCAGUCUUUAUUGCAGAAGUCAAAAUAAACAGUGGAAACAGGAAAAGCCAAA